CCAGUGAGGUGGCGUCAUCUACAUAUGGAGAAGUCUUCGGGCAGCGCUGGCUCUUUGGCUUGGAAACGGAGAUGAGCACCGCCCCCUAGAGACUACCGUUAGGACUGAAUAUGGAGAAGAGGAACGGUUUCCAGUUGGCAAAGAAAUGUUAUGAACAAAAACAAUACAAAAAUGGACUCAAGUUCUGCAAGAUGAUUCUCUCCAAUCCAAAGUUUGCCGAGCAUGGAGAGACAUUGGCUAUGAAAGGAUUGACGCUGAAUUGUUUAGGGAAGAAAGAAGACGCGUAUGAAUUUGUUCGUAAAGGUCUUCGAAAUGAUGUUAAAAGUCACGUUUGUUGGCAUGUAUAUGGCCUCUUGCAGCGCUCUGAUAAAAAAUACGAUGAAGCAAUUAAGUGCUAUCGAAAUGCUCUCAAAUUAGAUAAAGACAAUCUACAAAUCUUGAGAGAUCUCUCGCUGUUACAGAUCCAAAUGCGGGAUCUUGAAGGAUAUAGAGAGACCCGGUAUCAGCUACUACAGCUGCGGCCCACUCAGAGGGCUUCAUGGAUUGGAUAUGCAAUUGCAUACCAUUUGCUAAAAGACUAUGACAUGGCCUUAAAACUCCUGGAGGAGUUUAGAAAAACCCAACAGAUUCCUCCUAAUAAGAUAGACUAUGAAUAUAGUGAAUUAAUUCUGUACCAGAACCAAGUGAUGAGAGAAGCAGAUUUGUUCCGAGAAUCUCUGGAGCAUAUAGAGACCUAUGAGAAGCAAAUCUGUGAUAAGCUCAUGGUAGAAGAAAUCAAAGGAGAAAUGCUGUUGAAGUUGGGAAGACUAAAGGAAGCUUCCGAAGUAUACAGAGAGCUGAUUGAUCGGAACGCAGAAAACUGGCAUUACUACGAAGGCCUGGAAAGAGCCCUCCAGCCACGUACUUUAGAAGACAGGCUACAAGUGUAUGAAGAAAUAAGCAAGCGGCACCCAAGAGCAGUUUCACCUAGAAGAUUGCCUUUAAACUUUGUCACAGGUGAAAAGUUUAGAGAGCUAAUGGAUAAGUGGCUGAGGGUUAACUUCAGUAAAGGCUGCCCACCCUUGUUUACCACUUUGAAAUCUUUGUAUUACAAUACAGAAAAGGUUUCUACAAUCCAAGAACUUGUUACUGGUUAUGAAGCUUCUCUGAAAACCUGUGACUUGUUUAGUCCAUAUGAAAAUGGAGAGCGAGAGCCCCCAACGACUCUCCUUUGGGUUCGCUAUUUCCUUGCACAGCACUUUGAUAAACUGGGUCAGUUCUCGGUAGCCUUGGAUUACAUUAACUCCGCCAUUGCGAGCACACCGACAUUAAUAGAGCUGUUUUAUUUAAAAGCCAGAAUUUACAAGCAUCUCGGCAACCUAACUGAGGCUGCCCGGUGGAUGGACGAAGCACAGUCCUUGGACACGGCGGACAGAUUCGUCAACUCCAAGUGUGCACAGUACAUGUUGCGGGCAAAUAUGGUGAAAGAGGCGGAGGAAAUGUGCUCCAAGUUUACAAGGGAAGGGACAUCUGCGAUGGAAAACCUCAAUGAAAUGCAGGGGAUGUGGUUCCAGACAGAAUGUGCUUUAGCUUUUCAGAGACUGGGAAAAUAUGGAGAGGCCUUGAAAAAGUGCCACGAAGUGGAAAGGCACUUUUUUGAGAUAACAGAUGAUCAAUUUGACUUCCACACGUACUGCAUGAGAAAGAUGACGCUGCGUGCCUACGUCGAUCUCCUGAGGCUGGAAGACGUUCUCAGGAAACACGCCUUCUACUUCAAGGCUGCUUGGGCAGCCAUUGAAAUCUACUUGAAGCUUCAUGACAGUCCGCUAGCUAACGAAAGCAAAGAGCAAGAAGUGAAUUCAGAAAACCUUUCUGCCAAGGAACUGAAGAAGUUGCUUAGCAAACAAAGACGUGCUCAGAAGAAAGCGAAGCUUGAAGAGGAGAGAAAGCACGCGGAAAGAGAGAGGCAGCAAAAGAAUCAGAAAAAGAAGCGAGAUGAGGAAGAGGAGGAAACGAGCGGGCCCAAGGAAGAACUCGUCCCUGAAAAACUGGAAAGGGCUGAUAAUCCAUUAGAGGAAGCUAUUAAGUUCCUUAUACCACUUAAGAAUCUUGCGGCAGAUCACAUUGACACGCAUCUGUUAGCAUUUGAAAUUUAUUUCAGGAAAGGAAAAUUUCUAUUAAUGUUGCAGUCUGUAAAAAGAGCUUUUGCCAUCGACAGCAAUAACCCAGGGCUCCAUGAAUGUUUGAUUAGAUUCUCCAAGUGUGUGUCUGAUCACAGCAAUUUAUCGGAAGUCGUGAACAAAGUCCUCACCCAAGAGAUGCAGAAGAUCUUCAUUAGUAAAGACUUGGAAAGUUUUAAUGAAGAAUUCCUCAAACGCAACCCUACCUCCAUUCAGCAUCAGCUAUCAGGUGCCAAAAUGAUGUCUUUUCUGGAUAGCUCCAGACAAGAGAAAGCUAUCGCCAUUGCAACUAGAGCAGACGGAACUAUGAGAGACAAAAAUGUGAAGACUUUAACGAAGGUUUUGGAGUCCUUACGAGAUGGCAGCUUUGGAACCUGCCAUGCCCAGACUAAUGAAUAUCGGCUAGCAUGCCACAAACUGUUUCCUUUAGCACCUGCCUUCAUGCCUCUCACAAACGAAGAUGACGGUUGCUUUGCUUCGGUGAAUCAUACAGCCCUUAACCAUGAAGUGCUGUCCAAUGAAAUCUGAAACAGGAUGCCGGAAUAUCUCUGUCUUCUCAACUGGUUGCAUACAGAUGGGGGGAGGAGUUUUCUACAGAAUAUGAUGGAACACGAUUCAGAUCUCAAAGCAGAGACAAUUGAGUGAAACUGUACUGUGCUCUGAGCUCCUUGUCCCGUAACAAGAGCUGCCAAUAUUGAUGUAAACAUCUCUCUCUCUCUCUCUCUCUCUCUCUCUCUCUCUCUCUCUCUCAAUUAUACUGGUCAUGUUUAUACUUGUACAGUUAUGAAUAUUUUUAAUGCAAAUCAUGGAUGCUAGAAAUUGACCAUUCAUAGAAAUGUUGUUGCAUAUACAAACAGUCUUACAGAACAUACAUCAAACAAGAAAAGUUGGUGAACUUGUAGUGUGGUCCUCUGCAGAGUUACUCUGGUCUAAGCCCAAGGAUUUCAGUGAGCUGCAUAGGAGGACUGCACUGUCAGAUGGAUCUAACACUGCGUGUCCUAUCCAGUGGAAACCUUCUGUCUAUUCAGGGUAUCAUAAGGAAAUAGUGCUCUUUAAAUGGGUUUUUUUAAAAAAACAAAAACAAUUGGCACUGUUACGGAAGUCAUAAGUCUAUUUUCCCCAAAGCUAUUAAUUUGAGCGGCGUAUUUAGAUUUUUAAAUGAAUGCUCACUAUCAGUGUUCAUAUAGUCUUUUCACCCCUUCCCAGCUUUUAGAUGUUACUAGUGCAGUCCUAAACAGAGUUCCCCACUCUUUUAAUCCCACUGACUUCAGUGGACUUAGAAAGGUAUAACUCUGUUUAGGAUUGUACUGUCAGGAUAGCAGCAAAGAAAGUGGCUAUUUCCGGGCCCUGGAUUCAGUUUAAUACUGAGCUCCAUUAAACACUCACAUUUUGAUUUAAGAAUUGUGAACUCUAGUUCUACUUCUGUUGAAAUGCUGUUGCUUUAAAAUGCUAUAGAGUAACUAGCAUUUAAUGUUUUUUUUUUCUAAAAAGAAAAAGGAACUUAAAUGAGCACAAUUAGACUGGUUACAGAUCAAAGCAAUUCUUUUUUGCCUUUGUGCAUUAACCUGAAUGUGCAUCUCACACACACACAUACACACAACAUGUCUGGGUUUUAAUUCAGCUCUCCUCGGGAGACAAAUGGCUGUCCUUGACGACUUUAUAUAAACUACUAUGAAACUUACAAUACAUUGUGGCUUGUACAGAAAAUCCAUUUUAUCAAAACUAAUAAAAGAACCAGGUUUUUUUAAUUUUACAGUUAAUGCAAAUGUAUCCAUAAUGUUUCCUAGGCCCUAUGCAAAAUUCAAGAAGGGAAAUUUUAUCGAAACAAAUCGUUAUAAUUAAGAUGGUCUGCCAUUUAGGAUCAGUAAUAGUUGAACGAAAAACUCCCUGUAAAAUAAUGCCAACGGAUGUAAUGCUGUAAUAAAUUA
Messenger RNA from Gekko japonicus, 4087 nucleotides. It is a transcript of the gene NAA16, whose product is annotated as N(alpha)-acetyltransferase 16, NatA auxiliary subunit. The transcript has 20 exons. NCBI's taxonomy places the organism in Eukaryota, Metazoa, Chordata, Lepidosauria, Squamata, Gekkonidae. Gene Ontology annotation, cellular component: cytoplasm; NatA complex. Gene Ontology annotation, biological process: N-terminal peptidyl-methionine acetylation. The record is from RefSeq and is a predicted model, not a curated record. Gene Ontology annotation, molecular function: protein binding; protein-N-terminal amino-acid acetyltransferase activity. Bases 111 to 2687 code for a protein of 858 amino acids.